Messenger RNA from Morchella sextelata, 1059 nucleotides. RefSeq lists its product as uncharacterized. The transcript is spliced from 2 exons. The record is from RefSeq and is a predicted model, not a curated record. Bases 1 to 1059 code for a protein of 352 amino acids. Lineage: Eukaryota; Fungi; Ascomycota; Pezizomycetes; Pezizales; Morchellaceae.
AUGGCCCGUACUAGGCGCCGCCCUGUCUCUUCCGACACUCGUCUUCGCCCGUUCAUCAGAACACCAUAUGCAUUCACAAUCGCGGGCCACAUCUUCAGCAUCCCGAAGGACCCGCUCGAGGCGUUCCAUUUCCUGCGUUCUCAGAUAAUCGCAUCCUACGUUGCUAUCUUUGAGGGGACGGCGGGGGCAAGGGAUAUGGUGUUCAUCCUAGUCUCUCCAACCGGUCCACCGGCACCUCCUGCCCCGACUGGAGCACAGAGAAUCUUCACCAUCGACGGACACAUCUUCAACAUCGCAACUGACCCGAUGGAAGCCUUCCUGGCUACCCGUAAGAUGACACUUGCAGCAUAUCAUAGGGUCGCAUCUGUUGCGGCGGGAGGGUCUCGCCCAGCGGGGCCUGCUGGACAGAGGGAUAUGGCGUUUCUCUCUGGGACUGCAGCGCUGGGUGUAGAAGAAGACGCCCAUCUGGUGGAGGAAUGUAAACUACCAGAGGAGCAGGAAUCUCCUCCUCCUGUGCGCAACACUGAAUCCCCUCCUCCUACGGGCAACAGUGGCACUGAGGUGGAUGAGGUGGAUGACGAGGAUGAUGAGGACUACAGGCCCAGUUCUGGUGCUCGACGCCGUUCAGCGCCAUCUACCACAGCUCCCAGGGUCACUACCUCUGGAACCCGCCGUUAUUCAGUACACCACACUGUACCAGCGGCGACCACUGACUCGCCUCCCACUGCCACCACCUCUACCACCACCCCUCCCCCCCACGCCCACGCCCACGUCUACCCGCCAAAUACCUUUCUUGGGGACUUUACUGACCUCGCCCACGCGCGCCGGGAGUUAGGUAAAAGAGUUGAUUGGCACAAGGGGAAGUACGUUGACGGGCUUAUAUCGCUUGGCGGGAAGUUUGCGGUGACAAAGGAGGAGGUGGGGAAGAGCAGGUCCCAGGAGUGCAGAAACUCUAAAAAAGAUGUGUGUAGGGUGCUCGUUGGGAACGAUCCGUGGUUUAGUAGCGCUAGGUGCGGGCUCUGCUUGCACAGAUUUGUUGGAUGCCAUAAGCCCGAGUAG